This is a messenger RNA of Chiroxiphia lanceolata (lance-tailed manakin), 1452 nucleotides long. RefSeq names its product prodynorphin (gene PDYN). Gene Ontology annotation, cellular component: axon terminus; dendrite; plasma membrane. Gene Ontology annotation, molecular function: opioid receptor binding. Gene Ontology annotation, biological process: neuropeptide signaling pathway; sensory perception; chemical synaptic transmission. The coding region runs from base 118 to 819 and encodes 233 amino acids. NCBI's taxonomy places the organism in Eukaryota, Metazoa, Chordata, Aves, Passeriformes, Pipridae. The transcript has 3 exons. The record is from RefSeq and is a predicted model, not a curated record.
UGCCACCGAUGACUGGCUCAGCCUGACGCCCGUGGAGGGACACCCAUCACCCACGACCUGUCCUGACUUGGCGAAGUGGGUUCUCGGCGGGACGGGGCACAGUGGCUGCAGGGUGAGAUGGCACGGUGGGCACUGGCACUGGCACUCUGCCUGUCCCUGGCUGCGGUGGCAUCUGCUGACUGUGUCACCCAGUGUUCUCUCUGCGCAGCCCAGACCCAUGGCACCGAGAGCAGCGUCUGGCCCCUGAUGUGUCUAUGGGAAUGCCAGGGCUCCUUGCCACCUGGCCCCGAGUGGGAGAUGUGCAGGAAGGCACUGGCGCUCCUGGCCCCGCUGGUGGCCCUGGUUGAAGGGACAGACCCGUCACCACUGGAGGUGGAGGAGAACGAGGCAGAGCUGGAGCAGAAGCUGGGUCCCGGGGAGCAGCCACUGGCACCGGCCAAGCGCUACGGGGGCUUCAUGAAGAAGAUGUCCAAGGGGAAGCUGCUGUCCCUGCUCCGCGAGAAUGCCCACAGCAAGGGCAGCCUCACCAAGAAGUUCACGGGCUUCGGCCACAAGCCAGAGGAGAGGGCAGCCCCCGAGGACUACCCGGGGCUGGGGCCAGCAGGUGAGGGGAGCGAGGAGCCUACGAGUGCCGGGCCCGAGGGGCAGGAGCUGGCGCAGCUGCACAAGCGUUACGGCGGCUUCAUGCGCCGCAUCCGGCCCAAGCUCAAGUGGGACAAUCAGAAGCGCUACGGGGGCUUCCUGCGGCGGCAGUUCAAGGUGAUCACGCGGUCUGACGAGGACCCCAGCGCCUACUCAGGGGAGGUCUUGGACCUAUAGAGCCAGGCGUGGGAUGACAGCACCAUGGUCCCCACGCUGCCAGCCCCGACUGCUCCGUCAUCCCCAGCCCUGUCCCCUGCCCAGCCCGGCGUGGCUGGAGUCAUCCCUGCCUCAUUCCCCCAGUGAACCAUGGGUCCCAUCCCCAGUUGUCCCUCUCUGGUUCACCUGCCCAUCCCUUAGGGACUCUGUGCAUGGAGGGGACAGUGCCUACCCUCUGGCUGCUGGCGGUGUGGCCGUGAUCCAGCCCCAGGGCUCCUGGGGGCAAACUGCUGGAAACAUGUAUCCUCCGUUCUCCUGUGGCUGCUAAAGUGUAGCAGCAGGGUCUGGAAAUCAUCAUAGCUGAUAUACAGGGCAGCGGCCUCUGAGCACCGGGAAGGAUCAGGGAGGUAGCUCCCAUGGCCGUGGGCAGAGGUGGCUGGUGGCACCACAGCCCUGUCACCGGGUGCUCAAGUGGUGCUGAGCCCAACCCUGACUCCCCUCCCAGAGCUGCUCACCGUGUCCCACCCACCCCAAUGCCCUCCUGGUGCCCCUGGGCUGCCCCUCCAAGAACAACCCCAGAGGCAGGGCCAGCCCCACACCUCAACACCCAGCUCCCCCUGCAGUCAAUAAAAGGCAGAUGUCAAUGAAGCCGAA